AUGCUGAAUCAUCCGUCCCGAAUCGAAUUUUGGAAUUUGCUGCCCGGCAAUAUUCCAGGUCCCGAGACUGAAACUACCGAGUUCAGGUGUGCUCGGGAGUGUAGUAAGGGAAGUUCGCAUCGCUUCCCCAGAAUCCGUCUUGGAUCAUCCAAGCGCGGUACCGAUCAGAGUUCUCCUCGUCAGCCAGCCCGAGCUGCCCUGCAGGCUCCUGCCCCGUCCCCGACCAAAUUACGCAGCCGCCAGCGAACUGUCCUGCGCCGCCGCCGCCGCCCUGGCAAAGUCCGCGUCUCGUUCAGUCACACUUCGGCCAGCGGCGUCUCCUGGCCCAAGAAGAGGGGCUGUCGUGGACGGCGUAAUGCGAGGCCGCAGACAAAGGCGAGCAAGGUCGAGUCAUGGGUUGGCGACGUCACAAGGCAUCUGCUCGUCCCCAAGGACUCGGGUCCGUAUCCAUGCCUGGACCGGAGCCAGAUUGGGCGCCCUCAGUUGCAAGACCCCGUGUUCGGCUUUGACGGACACAACUCAUCCAGGCCCACGGAUAUCUCUGCCCAGUAUCGCAGCGUACAGCCCCCUCUACACGGAUCGGGUUCGGCGCGGUACUGGGGGGUGCUGCCUCCGCCACCCUUGCCACCCCAGGCGAGUCCUUGCUUGGAUGUCGAGACCCGCCCCGCCGGCACGGAAAGGACCUUCCAUCCAUCCACCUUGGAAUUAGACCGGCCAGAUCUCCUUGUUGACGCCCAGGAUGGCUCGGUGGACCCGUCUGGAGCAGUGUAUGUGCCGACGCCCACGCAGCCUAUCGCACAUUCUCGAGACGUGUCCCGACUUCCCGCGACUCCUCUUCGAGCACCGCCGAGGCCGGGAACCAUGAGGACUUCGAGGCGAGACAAGCGGCUUGGUAUGGCUGAUCCUGCUGUCUGGGAAUCGGUAACCAGAACUUUGUCCCAACAACAUCGCCUCUCUUCUCUCGUAUCCCCCGAAAGCCCUGGGCUUCCUGAGAAUCGAUCCCCUUCUCUGCCUUCCCGGACCUCAUCUCAGAGGAUCGCGCUGGACCGCUUCUGCAGGGAGCUCACACGGUAUGCUCGUGCCGCCGGAGCGUUUGGAAAGGCACCACAGUGCGCCUCCUCAAGUACUCAGACUCGAAAUUCUCUGCAUACGAUCAAGGAGCUGCUCCCAUACCAUGAGCAGUUCAAAGCCGCGGGCCUGUCCGUCACGUCCACUGAGCAGAUGGGCAAGCGUGUCCAAAAGAGAAAGAUCAAGCGUCACGAACGCAAAAAGGCCGCGAUUCAGCCUCGUUCCCAAAUUGAUGGAGGAUCCACGUCAUCCAACCGAAGCUCGAGGAGUUCUAAUGGCCUGCCACCAGCAUCUCGAGAUGAUUUGGCUUUCUUGCUCGUUGACCCGGUGCCGCCGCCGAAACGUCGGGGAACAGAUACUACCAAGAAGAAACACAUGUCCUGGAUCCGAAGGAAGCCCAGGCCAGGCUCAGGGGCCCAGACCACUCGGCUGCCACAGGUCUUGGAAGAAGAGCACCAUCAGCUACCUGAUGUCUCUCAGGUGGAGACUACUGGUCAUGGUACUCCAUCGGGGCCGACUCCUCUUGCCUUUUCUCCAAUUGUCUAUGAUACGCCACCUCCGGUCCCAAAGAAAUCAAUGGGUCGGGCCAAGACAGCAUCACACUCGAUCAAAUCCGAAGGCACACAAAGAUCCUCGCACGCAAGCACAGUUCAGCACAAUGACAAAGAUCUCCCAGCCCCUCCGGGCAGCGUCAUAUCACCAGGCUAUCAUGACGAGAACGCCGCCAAACUUCAACGACAUGGGACAUCGACUGGUCGUAACAAGCCGGGCAGACGCCACGCAAGAGAUGCACAGACACAGACAUCCCUAGGCCUGGCUUUACUACCUACUAACGAGACUAUCGGGCUGCUCUAUGCCGAGAGCUCCAAUGCGCAGCCACCAGUCGCAGUUAGUCCUCCCAUGAAGUCCAGGCAGCAGAACCAGGUGCCGGUAACGGCGCCAUUUUCGCCAUCAAGAAAUGCGUCGGCUCCAGUCCUGGAUCUUCCCUUCACCUGGCGCUAUGCUGUUAGCGGUACCUCAUCGUUUGAGAGAGCCCUGGACGCGGUCGUGCAAAAGCUCGAUGAUAUGGACAAUGACAGCCGCAGGGGGCCGCCGACACCGCCGCCAAAGCCUUCGGAACCACGAACCAUGCUGCCGCCACAGGAGCAAUCACAAAGACGCGGACAAGAUGCGGCCGGUCGCGAUCGCGGCUACCGCGAUCAUGACAUCAGCGACAGGGACGUGCUCAAGGGGCUCAAGAUGGCCGUCUCUGCGGCCUGUGACGAGGACUUGGAUGCCUGGAUUCGGAGCAGGACCGGCUUGCGGCUGCGGCGGUUCUUGGCGGAUCUGACCGUGUUUGACGACCUCGGACAGGAGGCAGAAAGGCAAAGAAGGACACCUGGGUCGCAGUAUAUCUAA
Molecule: messenger RNA, 2466 nt
Organism: Thyridium curvatum
Lineage: Eukaryota; Fungi; Ascomycota; Sordariomycetes; Thyridiales; Thyridiaceae
Exons: 2
Coding region: 1-2466 (821 amino acids)
Source: RefSeq, a predicted model, not a curated record